Botrytis byssoidea is the source of this 1470-nucleotide messenger RNA. RefSeq lists its product as uncharacterized. The transcript has a single exon. Lineage: Eukaryota; Fungi; Ascomycota; Leotiomycetes; Helotiales; Sclerotiniaceae. The record is from RefSeq and is a predicted model, not a curated record. Gene Ontology annotation, molecular function: protein binding. The coding region runs from base 1 to 1470 and encodes 489 amino acids.
AUGUCACUCCUCGAUCUACCUACCGAAAUCUUCGAAAAAAUCGUAACGCUUGUAUUGCCAGAAGGAUUUGAGAGUCUGGCUUUGACCUGCCAAGAAACUCACUCAUUAUGCAUACCAUUCCUCGAAUCUCACAAUCAGUUUCGGUCACAAUACCAUAGACUAGCAUUAGGACCAUCGUCAUCAAUCAAGACAUUGCUAGAUCUCAUCCUACGGAUCGAAUGCGAGCCUAUAAUUGCCCGUUAUAUUGUACACGCAGACUUUGGCAUUGACAAAUAUCAUUCUUAUGUUCAGGAUUUCUACCGUAGACAUCAUGGACCUCUGAAAAAGCUACUCGCUGCUUCUCAUUAUUUAAAGAAAGCAGGAUUGGACUGGGAGGAGUAUCAUGAUUUAAUUAAAGCGGAUCUGAGGCGGAAUCGGUACUCUAACAACUACUCACAACAUGUCACUGCUUUUGUCUUGACACUGCUCCCCAACGUCAAGACUCUCGUGUUAUCUCCUUGGCAGCCGGUCGAAGCCUCCAAAGCACUUCUUGAGGCCAUUGUUGCCGAAAACAAGCUAUCGACGCUCCCAUGUGAAGAUCUUAGUCUCACUCAACUUACUCAUAUCAAGAUAUCAACCUACACUAGACUCAAAUUUGACUGGUGGAAUAACUUUCCAUUGUUAGCACUGCCAAACAUGCGGUCAUGCCGGGGCCCCAACUUUGUAGCGAGAGGUGCCUUAUCCGUUGCACUCCCUUCCAGACCCAUAUCGGAUUUUCAUUGUGGUCAGAGUCUCGAAACAGUCUAUCUUAAAAACUGCUGUAUCAGUGACGUAGCCAUUGCCAAUCUUCUCAAACAUGCCCCCCAUCUUAGGAGUUUUAAAUAUGCCCAUUCGCCUGAUAGGGAAAGCGAUGAUGAGGCCUGGAACAUUUUCAAAUUCAUCGCAGCAAUCGAAGGCGAGGCAGGAACUUACCUUGAGGAACUUUCUAUCAAGAUUUGCGCGUCAACUUCCACUGAGGAUACCUCUCUCAAAGACAGACCAAUAGUUUCAAUCGCCCCGGGCAAGACAUUCAUGCGUGGCUUUAAGUGUCUCCGCAAGCUUGCAUUGCCUUUGGAAAUUGCGAUCUGUGAUCAUGCCAAUGCCGCAUUUCAAACAACAAAUUCAGCACGCAUUUUAGCCAAACAAGGGCCCAGAAACUUUGAAAUAUUCAUCAAUGAGCUUCUACCUGCUCCUGUUUCAUAUCUAUCGCUAUCAUUAAGCGGAAUAGAUUUAGAUGCAAGAAAUGAUAUCAUGAAGGCCAUUGGAAAUCAUUUUAUUACAAAACAAUCCCGGUUCCCUUCCACCAAAGAAAUUCAACUCUUAUUGCCAGGAGAUAAAAGUUCAAUCUACUUGUACAAAGAAGGUCAUUCAGUGGCAGCUGGAGACGUCGAAAAGUUAGACGUCGUUCCAAACUCUGCAUCACCUGGUUUCUCUCUUGUAUAUUUCCUUUAG